AUGUUCGAGCUGGAGGAGCAGACUCAAACAGAGAUUUUGAGGAGUAAUCAGAGUAGUACGGUGCUGGAAUUGGCCAAAUUUAGUUGGAAUCAAGAACUAUUGAAUCUUCUCGCGGCUCUAGACGACGGCGGGAACCUCGCUACCAUAGGUGCUCGAUGGGUUCCCUCUAGACCCUCAGCUAUCAAGCUGCUGAUCGUUAGCCCAGAUUUCAAAUGCAAUAAUGAGAUAUUGGCGAUCACCGCGAAGAAGCCAGUGUGGCUCUGA
Molecule: messenger RNA, 264 nt
Organism: Laccaria bicolor S238N-H82
Lineage: Eukaryota; Fungi; Basidiomycota; Agaricomycetes; Agaricales; Hydnangiaceae
Exons: 4
Coding region: 1-264 (87 amino acids)
Source: RefSeq, a predicted model, not a curated record